Messenger RNA from Durio zibethinus, 2469 nucleotides. RefSeq names its product serine protease SPPA, chloroplastic-like. Gene Ontology annotation, cellular component: membrane. The record is from RefSeq and is a predicted model, not a curated record. Gene Ontology annotation, molecular function: peptidase activity. NCBI's taxonomy places the organism in Eukaryota, Viridiplantae, Streptophyta, Magnoliopsida, Malvales, Malvaceae.
CCUUUUUUCUUCAUUGUCAGUCUAUUUGUCCUCCAUUUCCUCUCUGUCUUCAGUUCUCUCUCUUCCUCUCCCAAUCGAAACCAAGAAAAAUGUCUAAACUUUUACGCUUCCGUACUGCUCAUUCCACUCCUAAAAUCCAUCCCAGAACUGUCAAUUCAAUUCUCUCGAAACCUCUUUCAAUCCCCUCUCUUUCCAAAUGCUACUACUCUCCUAUUUCUCUCUUUCCUUCCAUUUCUUUUUCAACUCUCCAGUCCCACCUCCAUAGACAAAGCUUUUCAUUCUCUUAUUCUUUUUCCACUCGAGCUUUCGAUGAUUCCUCAUCUUCCACCGAGACCCAGAAAGAAAAAGAUGAAAAACUUGGGAGUCAAAGUGUUGAAAAGUUAGGAACUGAAGUGUAUCCUAGUGGAGAAGUGGAGUAUGAGAAGGUGAGUGGAUGGAAGAGUUUUGUUGUUAAGUUUAAGAUGCUUAUUGCCUUCCCUUGGGAAAGGGUUCGAAAAGGCAGUGUUUUGACCAUGAAACUGCGCGGCCAGAUAUCUGAUCAGCUAAAGAGCCGUUUCUCUUUAGGACUAUCUCUGCCACAAAUUUGCGAAAAUUUCGUAAAAGCUGCAUAUGAUCCCCGUAUUUCUGGUAUCUAUCUCCAUAUUGAACCUCUGAACUGUGGCUGGGGAAAAGUUGAAGAAAUUCGGAGGCAUAUUUUGAACUUUAAGAAAUCAGGUAAAUUCAUCAUUGCAUAUAUCCCUGCCUGUGAGGAGAAAGAGUUUUACCUUGCCUGUACAUGUGAAGAGAUCUAUGCCCCUCCAAGUGCUUAUUUUUCUUUGUACGGUCUGACUGUUCAAGCAUCAUUCCUUGGAGGUGUUUUUGAGAAAAUAGGAAUUGAACCACAGGUGCAAAGGAUUGGUAAAUAUAAAAGUGCUGGGGAUCAACUUACACGGAAGACUAUGUCAGAAGAAAAUUGUGAGAUGCUUACUUCAUUGCUUGAUAACAUAUAUGGGAAUUGGUUGGAUGUAGUUUCCUCUUCAAAAGGAAAGAAACGAGAAGAUGUUGAGAACUUCAUUAAUGAAGGGGUCUAUAAAGUAGAAAAGCUGAAAGAGGAGGGAUUCAUAACAAAUAUACAUUACGAUGAUGAGGUUAUCUCAAUGUUAAAAGAGAGGCUUGGAGUGCAAAAGGAUAAAAAACUUCAUAUGGUUGAUUACAGGAAAUACUCCAAAGUUAGAAAGUGGACUCUCGGAUUAGCAGGUGGUAGAGACCUAAUAGCUGUGAUCAGAGCCUCUGGGAGCAUUAGCCGUGUGCAGAGUCCUUUAAGUACGCCAAGUUCUGUUAUCAUUGCAGAGCAAGUCAUCGAGAAGAUUCGUAGUGUCAGAGAGUCAAAAAGAUACAAGGCUGCUAUCAUUCGAAUUGACAGCCCUGGAGGUGAUGCUCUUGCUUCAGAUUUAAUGUGGAGGGAAAUCAGGCUUUUGGCUGCAUCAAAGCCAGUCAUAGCAUCCAUGUCUGAUGUGGCAGCUAGUGGGGGAUAUUAUAUGGCUAUGGCAGCUCAGACUAUCGUUGCCGAAAAUUUGACUUUAACUGGUUCAAUUGGAGUUGUCACAGGGAAGUUUAACUUGGGGAAAUUAUAUGAAAAAAUUGGCUUCAAUAAGGAGGUCAUAUCAAGGGGAAGAUAUGCUGAACUUUUUGCAGCUGAGCAGCGGCCUUUAAGACCGGAUGAAGCCGAGCUUUUUGCAAAGUCUGCGCAGAAUGCUUAUGAGCAAUUUCGAGACAAGGCAGCUUUUUCGAGAUCAAUGCCUGUAGAAAAGAUGGAAGAGGUUGCACAAGGCAGAGUAUGGGCAGGUAAAGAUGCAGCUUCAUGGGGUUUGGUUGAUGCUAUUGGGGGACUUUCUCGGGCUAUUGCUAUUGCAAAACAUAAGGCAAAUAUACCCCGAGACAGGCAGGUUACACUUGUUGAGUUGUCGAGACCUUCUCCAACACUACCAGAACUCUUAAGUGACAUAGGAAACUCCAUAGUUGGAGUAGACAGAACACUAAAAGAACUGCUGCAAGAGUUGACGUUUUCCGAUGGUAUUCAGGCCCGGAUGGAUGGAAUCAUGUUCCAGAGAUUGGAGGGAUUUUCUAAUGCUACCCCACUCUUCAGUUUGAUAAAAGAUUACCUCAGUUCACUUUGAUCUUAAACAAAAUUUUUUUUCUUUUUUACCCUUUUUUGGUCCCUUUUUAUAGUAAUCUUCAAGACUCUGUUUUGAGUCUAUGAUUUAGAUGGAUUCCUUUAUGCAUCUGGUGAUAGACAUGAUAAUUUAGUUCUUCAUAGGAGGAGGUUGCUCUUUUGUUAACCAUUUUCACAUCCUUUAACAGCUAUGGAGAACUAUGUUUCAAUUUCACGUUAUAGAAAGAUCAAUCAUAAUGUUACCGUUUUAUGUUGGAAUUAUGACCUAUUUUUAUGUAAAGUAGGUAACAAUUGUCUCAAAUUUAUGAACCGGUAAU